Molecule: messenger RNA, 1926 nt
Organism: Pipistrellus nathusii (Nathusius's pipistrelle)
Lineage: Eukaryota; Metazoa; Chordata; Mammalia; Chiroptera; Vespertilionidae
Source: the annotation of a GenBank genome assembly
AUGGCGGAUCAUGUGCAGAGCCUGGCCCAGUUAGAGAAUCUGUGCAAACAGCUGUAUGAAACCACAGACACAACCACGCGGCUCCAGGCAGAGAAAGCCUUGGUUGAAUUCACCAACAGCCCCGAUUGCCUGAGCAAGUGCCAGCUACUCCUCGAAAGAGGAAGUUCAUCCUACUCCCAGUUACUGGCAGCUACAUGCCUUACGAAGCUUGUAUCACGCACAAACAACCCUCUACCAUUGGAGCAACGGAUAGAUAUUCGGAACUAUGUGCUCAACUACCUUGCCACUCGGCCAAAGUUGGCUACUUUUGUGACACAAGCACUUAUUCAGUUGUAUGCCAGAAUCACAAAGCUGGGCUGGUUUGACUGUCAGAAGGAUGACUAUGUCUUCAGAAAUGCAAUCACAGACGUCACAAGGUUUUUACAGGAUAGUGUUGAAUACUGCAUCAUUGGCGUCACAAUUUUAUCUCAGCUAACCAAUGAAAUUAAUCAAGCAGACACCACCCAUCCUUUAACCAAGCACAGAAAGAUUGCCUCUUCUUUCCGAGAUUCAUCAUUAUUUGAUAUCUUCACACUUUCCUGCAAUUUACUAAAACAGGCUUCUGGAAAGAAUCUAAACUUGAAUGAUGAAAGUCAGCAUGGUUUGCUCAUGCAACUGCUCAAACUCACUCAUAACUGCCUAAACUUUGAUUUCAUCGGCACAUCUACUGACGAGUCCUCAGAUGACCUGUGCACAGUACAGAUUCCCACCAGCUGGAGAUCAGCAUUCUUAGAUUCUUCAACUCUGCAGCUGUUUUUUGACCUGUAUCAUUCCAUCCCUCCUUCAUUUUCACCUCUGGUAUUAUCUUGCUUAGUACAGAUUGCCUCCGUUAGAAGAUCCCUGUUUAACAAUGCAGAGAGGGCCAAGUUUCUCUCUCAUCUUGUCGAUGGUGUUAAAAGAAUACUGGAAAAUCCACAGAGUUUAUCAGACCCAAACAAUUACCAUGAGUUUUGCAGACUACUGGCCCGACUGAAGAGUAACUAUCAACUGGGAGAAUUAGUAAAGGUGGAAAACUACCCUGAGGUCAUCCGAUUGAUAGCUAACUUCACAGUGACCAGCUUACAGCACUGGGAAUUUGCCCCAAAUAGCGUGCACUAUCUCCUGAGCCUAUGGCAGCGUCUGGCAGCCUCUGUGCCAUAUGUGAAAGCCACAGAGCCCCACAUGCUGGAAACUUAUACUCCUGAAGUCACCAAAGCCUACAUUACAUCCCGUUUGGAGUCUGUGCACAUCAUACUGAGAGAUGGACUGGAAGAUCCUCUGGAGGAUACAGGUCUGGUCCAGCAGCAGUUGGACCAGCUGUCUACAAUCGGGCGCUGCGAAUACGAGAAGACAUGUGCGCUCCUCGUGCAGUUGUUUGACCAGUCGGCUCAGUCCUUUCAGGAGCUGCUGCAGAGUGCCAGCGCAAGCCCAAUGGAUAUUGCCGUGCAGGAGGGAAGGCUGACAUGGCUGGUUUACAUCAUCGGGGCUGUGAUUGGUGGCCGGGUCUCUUUUGCCAGCACUGAUGAGCAGGAUGCUAUGGAUGGUGAGCUUGUCUGUCGGGUGCUCCAGCUGAUGAACCUAACAGAUUCUCGCUUGGCUCAGGCGGGCAACGAGAAGCUAGAGCUGGCCAUGCUGAGCUUUUUUGAACAGUUUCGUAAGAUCUACAUUGGGGACCAGGUGCAAAAAUCCUCGAAGUUGUACCGCCGCCUCUCAGAAGUUCUGGGCUUGAAUGACGAGACCAUGGUCCUAAGCGUCUUCAUAGGAAAAAUCAUCACCAACCUCAAGUACUGGGGCCGCUGUGAACCAAUCACCUCCAAGACACUACAGCUUCUCAAUGACCUCUCCAUUGGAUAUCCUUUUCUAAGCCAGCUUCUGCACACCGCAGGGAUGUGGGGUGCGUCCUCCUAG